Messenger RNA from Anisakis simplex (herring worm), 351 nucleotides. NCBI's taxonomy places the organism in Eukaryota, Metazoa, Nematoda, Chromadorea, Rhabditida, Anisakidae. The record is from the annotation of a GenBank genome assembly.
AUGCUCGAUCAUGCAGUGACUGGUGUUCACUACGCAUGUUCGCAGAGUAAUCUAGCGAACGGUGAAUGUCAAAAACGAACCACAAAAUCUGGUGUUGAGGUGAACGUGUGUUCGUGUAACGACGAAGAUUUCUGUAACAGCAAUAGAUGGUCUUCAUCAUUAUCAUCGAACUCCGAACAACAAUUACAAAGCGAUGAACCAGUCAAAGAUGCUUCCGGCACCUAUCAAAAGACUGGCAUCAAGUCAGCACCUGUGAUGCAAACUGCAAAUAUGGCAUCGACCCUUACUCACAAUCGUAUUUCGACGAUUUUUUCGUUUUUCAUUCCUUACAGCAAGUACUACAACGUAUAA